AUGGACGUUUGUCACGCACCACAAUACUUACCCGACCUAGUGUUGGAUAUAAUAUUUUCAAACUUGGAACUGCCCGACUUGUUUAGCUGCAUGUUGGUUUGUCAAAAUUGGUAUAGAGUUAUUAAUGAUGGAAGGGCAGAACCAUGGAAAUUGAUGUGUCGCCGUAAGAUACCCAAAGAGCUACUUAAGUCUGAACUUCUGUCACAACUCCACAACCAUAAGGCUAAGUUACGUGCUUUAUAUCAUUCAUGGAAUCCAGACGAUUGUUCCAUGCACAUUGUUGUCAAACAAAAUGGUUUCACAUUACAUCGCAAUCCAGUCGCCCAAAGUACAGAUAUGGCAAGAACUAAAAUUGGUUAUAACAGUGGUAAACACGUAUGGGAAAUUACAUGGACUGGACCACUAGGUACAGUCGCAAUGGUUGGAGUGUCAACAAAAGAGGCUCCAGUGCAUUGUAGUGGUUACUUACCUCUGUUGGGUAUUGACAAGCAUAGGUGGGGCUGGAACUUAAUCGAUAAACUUUUGUUACACAAUGGAGUAUCACAUGGAAACUACCCGUUGUUAAACAAUGCUCCUAAAUAUCAAAUCGGUGAAAAAUUACAAUUAAUACUAGAUUCUGAAAAUGGGAUUUUGCACUUUGAAAAAUGCAAUGAAUUUUUGGGUAUAGCUUUUAAAAAUUUACCUAAAACUAAAUUAUAUCCUUCAGUGUCAGCUGUUUAUGGUAACACGGAAAUAUCAGUAGUAAUAUUGUUAAGCCUCUAUAUGGUUAAGUAA
Macrosiphum euphorbiae (potato aphid) is the source of this 774-nucleotide messenger RNA. Lineage: Eukaryota; Metazoa; Arthropoda; Insecta; Hemiptera; Aphididae. The record is from the annotation of a GenBank genome assembly.